AUGAGUCCCAAUAAGCAAGAGCGUACAACUACUCCGGGAGCUGGCUCGAGUGCUGGCUCCGGUCAUCCUUCAACCUCCUACGAGGCCGAAGAUGUCGAAGAAGAUUGGAUGGACUUCUUUGACUUUGACGCUUACGAACGUGACAUCAAUGGUCACUCACAAAGCAGUACUCCAUCACUAGAAACAGCCAUGCCGUCCCAGACUAGCACGUCGUUCAAACCGCCCACUGCUCCUUCCUUCUCCCUUCUCACUAUCAUUGAGCAUGGAACUGCUCCUACCACUCCAGUUGACAACAGUCUCAUUCCAGCCAGAAAUAAAGAUGUCCAUCUCAAAUUCGGAGUAAACAGCCUUGCCGGCCAGGAGCAAGAGAGUGGCGAAGACAUAGAGGUAGAAAUGGGUGAAGACGCUCAAACAAGCGAUGAUAUUGAGCUGGAAGAUGUUGCUAGCGCCGCAGACGUGCUAUCGGCAGCUGUCUCAAGGACAGACACUCUCAGCCCUUUCGAGCCAACUCCCGCUGAUUCACCUGGCGAUGUUCCAACAUUGAGUUCAAUCAAUAAACAAGGCGGACAUUACUACAAGGAUUCCCUAAGAGGAAGCGGCGAUCUGGAUGAGCCACGUAAACCAGUUGCAGAACCUCCCGAACGCGACCCUAGUAUCUCUACGCCGCAAACUAAAGCCAGCUCAGAAGUUGUUUCCGGCUCCUCCGAAUCUGCCUGUACCUCUUGUCCUUAG
Neurospora hispaniola is the source of this 732-nucleotide messenger RNA. RefSeq lists its product as uncharacterized. The transcript has 2 exons. The coding region runs from base 1 to 732 and encodes 243 amino acids. The record is from RefSeq and is a predicted model, not a curated record. NCBI's taxonomy places the organism in Eukaryota, Fungi, Ascomycota, Sordariomycetes, Sordariales, Sordariaceae.